Messenger RNA from Tachyglossus aculeatus (Australian echidna), 1571 nucleotides. It is a transcript of the gene GEMIN2, whose product is annotated as gem nuclear organelle associated protein 2. The coding region runs from base 5 to 883 and encodes 292 amino acids. Gene Ontology annotation, cellular component: spliceosomal complex; SMN complex; nucleus. Gene Ontology annotation, biological process: spliceosomal snRNP assembly; spliceosomal complex assembly. The transcript is spliced from 11 exons. The record is from RefSeq and is a predicted model, not a curated record. Lineage: Eukaryota; Metazoa; Chordata; Mammalia; Monotremata; Tachyglossidae.
GACGAUGACGACGACGACGGCGGCGGGGGCGGCUGAGGAGGAGGCUGAGGAGGAGCUGAUGCCCCGGUUCUUGCCGGUGGGCCACUGCGACCUCACCGAGGACUUCGACCCCACGGUGCCCCCGAGGACGCCGCAGGAGUAUCUGAAACGGGUCCAGAUUGAAGCAGCCCGUUGUCCCGAAGUUCUUGUGGCCCAGAUAGAUCCAAAGAAGUUGAAGAGGAAUCAAACCGUCAGCGUCUCACUCUCAGGAUGCCAGCCAGCCCCAGAGGGAUAUUCUCCCACACUCAAAUGGCAACAGCAACAAGUGUCACAGUUUUCAGGUACUCGCCAGAGAGUGAACAAACACAGAAACCACUGGAAGUCACAGCAACUGGAUAGCAAUGUAAUGAUGCCAAAAUCAGAGGAUGAAGAAGGCUGGAAAAAAUUUUGCUUGGGAGAAAGGUUAUGUGGUGAGAUGGCUGUUGCAGCACCUAUAGAAGAAAAUCCAGGAAUUGAUUAUGUGCAGAUUGGUUUUCCUCCCCUGCUUAGUAUUGUCAGUAGGAUGAAUCAGGCAACAAUAACGAAUGUCUUGGAGUACCUGAUUAACUGGUUUGGAGAAAGAGAUUUUACUCCAGAAUUGGGGCCCAAAACUAAGCAUUUGAAGAAUCUGGAAAUGGGCUGUUUAUCCCCAAAGGGAAGGUGGUUUUAUGCUCUGUUAGCUUGUCUUGAAAAACCCCUGUUGCCUGAGUCUCAUUCCUUGAUUCGGCAACUCGCAAGACGCUGCUCAGAAGUGAGACUCUUAGUGGAAAGCAAAGAAGAUGAAAGAGUACCUGCUUUGAAUUUAUUAAUUUGCUUAGUUAGCAGGUAUUUUGAUCAGCGUGAUCUGGCUGACGAACCAUCCUGAUGUGGUCGUGGCAUCCAAGGAGUGUGAUAAAGUAGCCUCCUGCCUAUUCGGGGAGAGGCAACUCAACAUCAAAGCUUCAAAUCCACAGAAACAACUCCGGUUCAUCUCUCAGUGACUCAAUUUGAAAUGAAUGAGAAAGUGGUUGGAGUGUUUUUGAACAAUGAGCCAGCUAAGGGGCUGCUGCAAGGACUCGCAAGUGGUCUGCAAUGAUGUUGGCUCUAGGUGGAAAAAACAUUCAAAACAGUCCCCUUUUUACCUAAAUGAAAAUGACCUCCGGCAGCAAAUAUAUAUAUCAUUCUAUAAAACAUUGGAGAAUGAAAUUUUACUUUAGUUAAAUAGCUUCUUGUAUGAUUUUUGUGAGAAUCGUUCUACUUCAGAACCUUACUGUAGCAUCUGAACCUUAUCUGGAUCCCAGUAAGUGUUUUAAUUGUGUACUAGGUGAUGGACAAACAAAACUAAAAUGUAGCUAUUGAAAGUACAACUGUCUUCAGUGUAGUGGAAUUCAAAAUCAUCAGGAUUAAGCCUUCCGUAGCUCCCCGGGUUAGUGUUAGAUGUGUGAAGGAGUUUGUGGGCUUGGAGGGUCCUCCACUGUUGUGCCAGAAGAAAUGGACUACUGACCCUCUGCAGACCUCAGAAGUGAACUCAAAGCACCUAGCAAAAUCCUUAAAGGCCAGGCUGGAGUCCUGGU